AAGUGACCAUGCCUGGGAAGGAGCUGCUGCCGUGGCUGGGGGUGGUGGUGGUGGCUGCUGCCCUGGUGGCUGCUGGAGGGGCACAGCUGGAUGAAGAGAAUGGCCUGAGAAGGCCAGUGUGUGGAGACAUGAGGCAGGUGCAGGCCUGCCCCCUGCUGUACCUGCCUGUCUGUGGGACUGAUGGCAACACCUACGCCAACGAAUGCCAGCUCUGUGUGCAGCAAAUGAGAACCAGGCAAGACAUCCGGAUUUGGAGGGAUGGGGAAUGUCAACAGGUCUGA
Messenger RNA from Dryobates pubescens (Downy woodpecker), 281 nucleotides. Its product is annotated as chymotrypsin inhibitor-like. Gene Ontology annotation, molecular function: serine-type endopeptidase inhibitor activity; protein binding. The record is from RefSeq and is a predicted model, not a curated record. Bases 9 to 281 code for a protein of 90 amino acids. The transcript is spliced from 4 exons. NCBI's taxonomy places the organism in Eukaryota, Metazoa, Chordata, Aves, Piciformes, Picidae.